AUGGUUAAUUCUUAAAGGAUUGAAUAAUUAACACCUUCAAUAACAUUCUAUCAUUCAUAAAAAUUCAAUAAUAAUAAUUAUAACUGUUUUUAAAAGUAAAUCCAUAUCGAAAUCUAAAUACUUUGUCAUAUGAGGAUUACUUAAAAAUAGAAAUUUCAAAUGAUACACAACAAACUAAUUUCAAUUAUCAGUGCUUCCCAAUUCAUAUUAAUUAACUAACUACAUUUCUUGAAGGUAUGGUUACAAUUAAAUGCAAAGUCUAUUGAAGAUAUCUUCAAAUGA
Paramecium octaurelia is the source of this 282-nucleotide messenger RNA. The record is from the annotation of a GenBank genome assembly. NCBI's taxonomy places the organism in Eukaryota, Ciliophora, Oligohymenophorea, Peniculida, Parameciidae.